AUGGCUUCCAAGGUGGUAGCAAAGGCCGCUGGAGGCGUCAUGGACAUUGCCCAGAAACAAACCCUCCAAUCGACCGGCGUCUGGGAGAAAAUACGCCGCGCCUUCGCCGUCGACCCCAACCGCUCCAACGGUGUUCCCCUCAACCCCUACUUCCGCAACCCACCCCCCGGCGCCCUCGACCCUCUGUCCUACCAAGACUCAGUGACCAUCCCCGCGGGCGACAUCGCAGACAAUCCCUACUGGAAGCGAGACGUCCGCCGUAACUACCCCCGCCUCAGCGUCGUCGACCAGUCGGACGCCGUAGCGCUCCUGACCGUCGGCAGCGCGGUGGCGCCCAAGGCCGAGCUCGUCGGCGAGGCGGGCCAGCAGGCUCUCGUGGCGGCUAAGGAGGACGGCCAGACGAAGGGCUUGGCUACGUUUUUGGAGGAGAAGACGGCUAAGGUUGUUGCGGCUGAUGUGCUUGUUGAUGGGUUGCCGCCUUUGCCGAGUGGGCAGAGUUUGGCGUCGGGGAAGUGGGAUGUGCAUAAGUAUAAGCUUACGCCGGAGAAGACUGCUUAUUCGGAGAUGUAUCCUUGCAGGUCGUUCGAGUAG
Messenger RNA from Scedosporium apiospermum, 591 nucleotides. RefSeq names its product NADH:ubiquinone reductase (H(+)-translocating). Lineage: Eukaryota; Fungi; Ascomycota; Sordariomycetes; Microascales; Microascaceae. The coding region runs from base 1 to 591 and encodes 196 amino acids. The record is from RefSeq and is a predicted model, not a curated record. The transcript is spliced from 3 exons.